AUGGCUGCAAGUGGUCGAGUGCGCAGGCCAGGCAGAUUAGCACCGCGUAUACAUUGUGGCUCAGCCGUCACCCGCGGCCAUGCCCUUGGGAACGGCUCUAACUCCCGUUCUCGUAGGUUUAGCCAGCCGGACCUGAUUGGCGUCUGUGCCCACGCACGGAUGAGGACGGAAAGCAAGGAAAAAGAAUUGGAAGCUGCAGGCCGAGUGGGUGGCCGUGGAUCACGACGAGUUGGCGACCGGUAUAUUGCGCAAUGCGCCACGACUGCGACUGGCAAGACGACGACGACGAAUGACCGGUGUGACUGGGACAGCAACGAGGCGGCGACGGUGUCAUUGGCACAGAGGGCAAUAUGGGCAGGCGACCAAUGGCGACGAGUCACCGCGGGCAGGCGCUGGGCUGGAUCGGGCAGCGGCAAGCAGGGCCCCAGGGAAGGCGGCUGUUCACGUUGGUGGCCACGGAGCCAGAGGGCAGGAGCGAGCCAGGACACGGGCAGUGGGCGCGAGCAGCGAGCAGCGAGGGAAGGAGCAUGGCAGAUUGAGGGACAGACCCUGUUGCUGCUGGCGUGUGGAGGGAGGGCGCGAGGCAGGAAGCCAGCCACUCCACCCACUCGAAACCGAAACGCGAGGGCAGGAGCGAGAUUGAGAUUGGAGGCCGCAGUGGGCCUGGUUGCUUUCGAGGGCUUGUUGGUGUGGCAUGGCAUGGUAAGGGCAGGACCUGCGGGCGGCAUGACAGUCAAAGAUGCAGGCCGCAGUGCCGCAGCGUUGCGAGAUCGUCGUUUGGACGGGCGUGCAUUCGUCAUGGGAGGGGGGGCCAGCGCAGACUAUCGAACGCCGGCCGUGCACUCGCACUCGCGGCUUUUGUCGACGUCGUCAGCCUGGCCGGGCUCUGGCACAUGGGCGCCGAGGGCCCAGACGACGCUAGAACACAAGCGGAAUAGCGACAAUCUCUCAGUCUUUGGGUGCUUUGGGCCUGGGGCGCGGCGCGGUCGUUUUCGGAGGGCGAGUGGGCCCGCGCGGUGGGCCGUGACGACUAUCGAGCGAGGCUUGGGACGGCGGGCAUAG
This is a messenger RNA of Bipolaris zeicola 26-R-13, 1062 nucleotides long. RefSeq lists its product as uncharacterized. The record is from RefSeq and is a predicted model, not a curated record. Lineage: Eukaryota; Fungi; Ascomycota; Dothideomycetes; Pleosporales; Pleosporaceae. The coding region runs from base 1 to 1062 and encodes 353 amino acids. The transcript has 5 exons.